UAAAUUGAUGUAAGUUUCACAGUGUUCAUACAUGUCCCCACCUGUCUGUGCCGUCUAUGUGUUGGCCAUAUUCUGGGGCCGAGUCAACGAAAAGGGGGCCUUUUGGGGACUAAUAAUUGGCCUCAUGAUUGGUAUCAUUAGAUUUGUUAUGGAGUUCUCAUAUACUGUCCCUCCGUGUGGUUCUAAUGAUCCGGAUCCCCGGCCCCUAAUACUAUCAAAAGUGCAUUAUUUGCAUUUCGGUAUUAUUUUAUUUAUUAUCUCAAUGGUCGUGACAAUUGUCAUCAGUUUACUCACUAAACCCAUCGAUGAGAAACACUUAUAUCGAUUGACUUAUUGGUCGCUAAAGAGCGAGAAAGUGCGCGAAGAUAUCGACGACGACGAAGCCGUACUAGAGAUACACAAAACGGGUGAAACAAACACAGUGUUUGUAGCUGAGGAUGGAUCAGACCUGAGAGCAAAAGGCACUCAAAAUAAUAAAGUUAUUGUGGAAUCGAUUAGUGAUAAUGAGAGCAAAAAUCGAUUCUUUGAUAAUGAGAGCAAAAAUCGAUUCUUGUAUACGAUUUGCUGCAUCGGCUCUGGAAAUACAGAGUCGGACGAAAACAAUAGGACAUAUUCAGUGGACAGGGAGGGGGGUGUCGUGAGACUCAGUAAGGAGGAGGAAGCCGUCCAGUGUGCCAAAGAUGCCACAGAAACGCCU
Molecule: messenger RNA, 697 nt
Organism: Oppiella nova
Lineage: Eukaryota; Metazoa; Arthropoda; Arachnida; Sarcoptiformes; Oppiidae
Source: the annotation of a GenBank genome assembly